Messenger RNA from Maylandia zebra (zebra mbuna), 1264 nucleotides. RefSeq names its product rho-related GTP-binding protein RhoA-B. The record is from RefSeq and is a predicted model, not a curated record. Gene Ontology annotation, biological process: small GTPase-mediated signal transduction. Gene Ontology annotation, molecular function: GTPase activity; GTP binding. Lineage: Eukaryota; Metazoa; Chordata; Actinopteri; Cichliformes; Cichlidae.
UGUUAAUCCUUCAUAGCGGCGCACAGUAAAGAAGCAGCGGCGGAAGCUAACAAAGCACUACUUGGGCUUCAUUUGAGUAGAUUUUUAACUAAUAACUUGCUAUGGCAGCAAUCAGGAAAAAGCUGGUCAUAGUGGGAGAUGGAGCCUGUGGGAAGACCUGUUUGCUCAUCGUGUUCAGUAAGGACCAGUUUCCAGAAGUCUACGUGCCCACAGUGUUUGAGAACUAUGUUGCUGACAUUGAAGUCGACAGCAAACAGGUCGAGUUAGCACUCUGGGAUACAGCAGGUCAAGAGGACUAUGACAGACUGCGCCCGCUCUCCUAUCCAGACACUGAUGUCAUUCUCAUGUGUUUCUCCAUUGACAGCCCUGACAGUCUUGAGAACAUCCCUGAGAAGUGGACCCCUGAAGUGAAACACUUCUGCCCUAAUGUUCCCAUUAUACUAGUGGGAAACAAAAAGGAUCUGCGUAAUGAUGAGCACACUCGGAGGGAACUUGCCAAAAUGAAGCAGGAACCCGUUAAACCUGAGGAUGGGCGGGACAUGGCUAACAGGAUUGGUGCCUUUGGAUACAUGGAGUGCUCUGCAAAAACAAAGGAUGGUGUGAGGGAAGUAUUCGAGAUGGCUACCAGGGCUGCACUACAGGCCAGGCGGGGAAAGAAGAGUAAUAAAUGCGUCCUACUGUAAAAGGAGGCAUGAGGACUGCUUCCUGGAGGGGGAAAGAAGGAGAAUUAGGUCAAACCUACCCCCAACACACCCACCCAAAAGACUGUUCUCCCCAGUUUUUACUAAAGAUGUAAUGCUUUUACUUUUCUUUUAUUUCUUUAUUUCUUUUUGGUCUUAAGCAAAACUAGUCAGGUUCUGUCAGUAUUCAACUUUGAAGUUAUGGAAAAUACUUUUUUUGUACUUAAACAUAAGUAAAUUUGCCAUAAUAAUCAAACCUCCUUUAUCCACACGUUCUAUGUAAUCAAAAAGGUCAGCGGGGGAACCGUAGUGUCAGCCUGCCAACUGCAGUUAAGUGCUAAAGCCCUGCGAGCUGAUCAGAGGAAUGUUUCCACAGCCAACUAGGGUUGAAGUACCUGCUCACUGUGACCCGUAGUCCUUUAAUUAUUGACAAACUCGUGCACACAAAGUCAAAAUUUGUUUGUGUUCUUCAUAAACAAAUCUGCAUUAUGAUCACAUGCACAAUGCGAGACUGGAAAAUCUUUUUGCUAAAAUGCAAAUGGAAACUUAGUGUUUUGUGUAAUAAAUUACUUUGUAAGAAUCUG